Molecule: messenger RNA, 387 nt
Organism: Mercurialis annua (annual mercury)
Lineage: Eukaryota; Viridiplantae; Streptophyta; Magnoliopsida; Malpighiales; Euphorbiaceae
Product: S-protein homolog 5-like
Exons: 1
Coding region: 1-387 (128 amino acids)
Source: RefSeq, a predicted model, not a curated record
AUGAGUUCUUUCAUUAGCAGAAAACAGUACUACUGUCUCUUGCUUCUCUGUCUUCUAAAAUUAGCCAUUGCAUAUCACUACAAAGUGCAUGUUUAUAUUGCGAACGACGUCGGGAAAGAUGUAGAUCUUACGGUGCACUGUAAGUCGAAAGAUGACGACCUAGGUGUACACCUUCUGCAUGAUCAAGAAACGUAUCAAUUUUCAUUUCAUCGAAAUGUUUGGGGAACUACAUUAUUCUAUUGCAAAUUUACAUGGAGUGACCAACUUAAGUGGUUUGAUAUUUUCGUAGAAGAUAAAUAUUUCUGCCAAGAUUGUUAUUGGAAGAUCAAAGCUGAUGGUCCUUGCUUGCAAGAUAUUCCAAUUACAUGUUUCGAGUGGAACAAAUAA